Messenger RNA from Bactrocera neohumeralis, 6951 nucleotides. RefSeq lists its product as uncharacterized. NCBI's taxonomy places the organism in Eukaryota, Metazoa, Arthropoda, Insecta, Diptera, Tephritidae. The record is from RefSeq and is a predicted model, not a curated record. Bases 1918 to 6228 code for a protein of 1436 amino acids. Gene Ontology annotation, cellular component: nucleus. Gene Ontology annotation, biological process: regulation of DNA-templated transcription. The transcript is spliced from 4 exons.
CUAAGUGGCUAAAGGAAGGAGGCAAUUGCGUGGAGCGGAUCUCGUACGCUCGUCGGCAAUCGGUGGGCGGUCUGGCACACCGAUUACAUUGUUAUCAUUUUGUGUUUUUGUUGUUUGUUAGUAUGUGGUUGCACAUUAGGCGACACGAAAUUUAUAGUGUCACACAUAUGAAAAAAGAGACCGAAUUAUAUUGGCUGUGGACCUUACACAGCGAAUACAACUUAUUGAUCCAACGACCACUGGUAUCGCUGCAAGCGAGAAAGGGAAAACUGCUGCACAGCACCUCCGACUCGGGCCAAAUGGCGAUGUGUGGUUGCGGUUGCGACGAUGGAGACGACGUUGGCUAUGUGACGACGACACAAACAUCUAAGACAGCUGCAUAGACAGCGACGGUGGGUAAAGUCGAAACACUGGUCCCUACACGCAGACCACUCACUAGCCAUAAGGCUUCUUGUGUUGCCGAUACAUAAUCAAUACUUGCGUAUAUGGAUGUCUAUGGAUUUAUAUAUAGCGCUCUCUUCGUUGCCGUCUCGGUGUCAGGCCUAAUCUCAUGUUGGAACUCUCAGCCUCAGUCAACGUUGGCGCUCGCUGCUGUUCGUGGCUGUGGCUACGUCUGUGGUCAGAAUUGUUGUGAUAAAUAAAUGUGGAUGUGGCUAGGGCUGCGGCUUUUCUGCCGCUCCAAUCGACCCCUCACCAGUCACCCAACAACUCAGAGUGUAUGGAUUGAGGCACAGUUGGAGAUGAUAUGGGUUAGCUUUCGCUGUUGGCUCAUUCGAAUGGCUGUUUCGAUGGUCGCACUGCACAGCAGUCUGGUCGUCCAUUACUGUAUUGCCAGUAGUCACUCCAGUGGCUUGCGACUCGCCGACUCGCCAGUUCGACACCGAAUGUACGCGCUCCGCUGUCUGCGUUACUCAACCACCAAAAGGCGACCACAAAGACUGUCAGACAUCAGAACGACGUAGCAGUCGAACUCCAGCAAAAAGUAAAAAACACCCGUUCGCUGUGAGUCUUCACGGCACGAUACGUCACCGCGCUGUUCACACAGAUACAGAUAGCUAGCCAGGCAGAUACAGUACGGUACGGAAGAUACGGUAACGAAGCGCUGUUCGCAUUGUGGCGUGGUGACGAGGUUCGAAACGAUUUACCGUCGCUAAAACACAAUCGCUCUUUGGUGUUUCGAAAAAAUUUAUAUUUCAUAAAAAAUCAAACCAAUUUUGCUGUGAAAAAGUCCUCAUGCUCCAUGUGAGAACUGAAUAAAUAAAGAAAUAUUGAUAAUAAGCAUAGAAUAAAGUGAAAAUCAAUCUGAAAGUACAUUGAAAUGAAAGUACACACAAAGCCAUGUGCAAACAUAUAAAAUAAACGUAAAUAUGUAUGCAUACAUAUAUGUACAAAUGUAUGUUGGCUUGGAUUUCGAAUAUAUGUAUGUAGAUCUACUGCUGAUGCUUCAUUUGAAAAUCUCAGUGCUGUGAUUUGAUUAGUUUUUUAUUGAAGAAAAUAAUAAUAAUUAGAUAAAGAGCAACGUUAUCUCGCUAAACUGGCAACUAAUGCUUAAUGAUAAAAAAUACUUGCAGAGAAUCGGUCGCUACAGUACUGAAGUUCAGCGAUUAUUGUGUUGAAAAGUGAAAACAACUGAAUCAGCUCAGCAGCGGAAUACUGUUUUCGAACAUUGCUCAACUUUGAAGAUAUAAACACGGGUUCCUUGAACAGAUUUUAUCAGCAGUGCAAUUGAACCUGGAAUUUCCUUAGCUGCGAGAGGCGAACGAUUCGCCAUGCCGAAUCCGUGCGCUUUGGUGUAUUCGACUUGCAUAUUCAGCGACUGCUUCUGUAAAAGCAACGACCUAGGUUACAUCGGCGGGCGAGAUCUUCUAGUCUUUACUACAACUGCUAAUACGCUAAUCUGCGCAAAACGGCGACUUAAUGAAUAUUAAUCAGGAAAAUUGCAACAACGGAUUCCAGCAGCGACCUCCAGAACACCAGUAUCCGCCAGCACAACACUACUCGCUUUCACUACAGCCGACGCUACAUCAGUCGGUAUCUGCUGCUGCCGCUGCCGCCAUCGAUACCGGACCGCACUCGCUCUCAACCAACUCACAGCUGCAAGACCUCGAGCUUGAAUAUUUGAAGAAGGCGCACGCUCACGCUCAAGCGCAUGCUCAAGCACAGGCCGCCGCUCUUGUUUACAACUACGAGAGACAGCAGCAACAUCAACUGCAACAACAACAGCAACAGCAAGCGCUAGGGCGACGUUCAAGUGCCGAUCACGAGUUUCCCAUUAAACGGAACACCCAUCAUAAGCAUAGUUUAGCAAUAACGACGUCAGCUUCUAUGGUUAUGUCACCGAGUCGACGUCCGUCGCCGCCGCGUGCAGUUGCGCAUCCACUGAAUAUGCAUAUGAGUUCUUUGGCGCAUGCGCAGAUGCAGCUUCAGUCCCAGUUGCAUCAAAAGUUUUCGGCAGCAGUUGCCGGUGGCAACAACCUGACGCCGACAAAUCAUUUGACCACUUACUUUCGAAACCAGACUUCCCCAGCUUGUGGCAUACCGCCCUUGCCUCCACUCCCACCAACUUCCAGCGGUAGCACAGCAAACACGCAGCAGCAGCACUCACCAGCGAAUUCGGUCAACGCGAGUGGGAGUAGCCCUGGUGGCAACCUUCAGCAAUCAGCUAAUUCGAAGUCUUCGCACAAUCAGCACAACCCGCUAAGUCACUUGCAGAGCAUGCAACCAUUCGACUUUCGCAAGAUCAGCUCGGCAGCUUUUGGAGCUAUGCCAUCGCUGCCACCAACACGCAUGAGCCCCAACGAAAUUGCACAUCAUCAACAUUUACAGCAGCAAGCAGCUCAGCAAGCCGCAAUGCUAGCGCAAGCACGUCGUCGCAUAAAUGAAGCUUCCACUCCAUCAGAGAAGAAUGCCGCAGUCGCUGCAGCUGCCGCUGCUGCAGCCCAAAGUAAUCAGUUCUUCAAUGCGAUGGCUAUAUCGGGACAUCCGUUGCCUUUUCCUUUACCUCCACCGCCCCCACUACCUACGCACGGGCCGCCGGGCACAUCUCCAUCGAGUGUGCCGUCAGCAUCUAGCUUACCACCGGGUUUAACUAGUAACCAAGUGGCAGCUAUAGCGGCAGCGGCUGCAGCUUCUGGCAACCCAAUGCCUCACAGUCUUCUGGCGUCACAUUUUCCCACUAUUAAUCCUGUCCUCAACAUGGGAAAGCCACCAUCCGUACGAUCUAAAUCUCCAGAAACUGAAGAAUCGAAGCAUACAUUACACCGGUCAGACAGCGGAAAUAUGGGCCAUCUACGCGAAGGUGGCAGUGUGGCACAUGCACAACACCCAAACUCUAAUCGGCAUCAUCAUCAUCCCGUGACGCCACCCAUUUCCAUAGGCUCCGCGGCCAUCUCUAGUUCAUACCAAAGUCAACAUCAUGAAGCCCGUCAAUCGCGUUCAAGCCAAAUGGAACACUCAUCCUCUCACUCCUCACAGCGACUUACACGAUUUUCUGCCAGUUCUAGCAUACGACCCGGACGAAAAUCUCAUUCACCGGGCAAACGUCAAUGGGGCACAUUGCCUGCUAAUUUGGGAACACAAUUUAUCAACCCAGUUACCGGCAAGAAACGUGUACAAUGCAAUGUCUGUUUAAAGACUUUCUGCGACAAGGGCGCGCUGAAAAUACACUUUUCAGCAGUACACUUGCGAGAAAUGCACAAAUGUACGGUUGAUGGGUGUAGUAUGAUGUUUAGUUCUCGUCGGUCUAGAAAUCGUCAUAGCGCUAAUCCGAAUCCGAAACUGCAUUCUCCUCACCUUAGACGCAAAAUAUCACCCCAUGAUGGACGUACGGCCCAACCGCACCCAUUACUAUUACAACCACCCAAUGGACUUAUGGCUGGUCUCAACCCAUUCGGCACUUUUCCGUUACUGACGCCACCGCCCGAUAUGAGACACCAUCAUAUGGCCAGCAUGCAUGAUAUGAAGCAUGGUUCAGCUGAAUUAAUGCAUCGUUCUUAUAUGGACAAUGCAAUGUUGGGACAGUACAAUACACGAUCUCGCCACCGCCAAGAUAGCGAAAGUCAUUUAGACGAUGACGAGGACGACAGCAUUUUGGAUGGGGGCAUUCACAUAGGAGAUGAUGAUGACGAUGAUGAUGAUGACGACGACGGCGAGGGUAUAGUUGUGGUGGGAGAUGAAGCCGACAGUAUUUUAGAGAAAACGAACUCAGAGGACUACAACACUGAUGGCGAUGGCGAUGGCGAUGGCGACGAAGCUACCGACAUAGGUGAAAAUAGUCACGAUAUGGAUCUCACCACAUCUACACCUACAACGACUGACUAUAAGCAAAAAACCAAAGAUGCAUCUUCCAAUAAGGAACAAGGCGGUGACUGUGGCAUGGUCGUUGAGUCAGGUGCAACAGAUCAACACAGUAGCGAGAGUAACGAUGACUCUUUGAGUGUUGCGGAUUCCUUCAGUAUGCGCGGUGAUUACGAAAGUUAUACAUUUCCGGGCAUAGGCAGUGGAGGUAGUAACAGUACCGCAAACACACCAAGCUCAACGUCAAACAAAAGAAAACGUAAAAGUCAGAACCCAGUUCGAUGUACAGUGCAAUCUGAUGAAAAUUCCUGUGAUAACUCUACUGAAUUCGAUGUAGCCGCCGAUUUAUCACUGAAAAAAGCUUCACCAAAAACACCUUUUGCGAAUAAGGAAACCAAGGCUGAUGGUUCAAAAGAAAAUACAUCUUUAGAUUUAUCAAAACGAACUCGAAAAUCUCAAAGCCCUGAACCACCCGUAGCUAACUCAAAUCCCAGUGAGAGUACGAAAGUACUUCCAUCACCACCGCUAACACCAUCAACAUCGAUUAGUGAACCUACAUCAUCGGCACGCCCACAUCUAUUGCCCAGCACGCAGCUGAAAUCAGAGCCAAUCGACGAAGAUUAUGAACAACAACUAGAUAUUCAGAAUGGCUCCAACACAACAACAGCUCAAGAACAAGUGCAUUCAUUAGACUUAUCAGCCAGCAAUAAGCGAAGCUCGGAGCAUAUGGUGGAUCCAUCAGAUUCGACAACCAAAAGUUCAGAUGAUAAUGAGAAACUAAUUACCUCGAUUAAGCAGGAACAAAUAGAAGAAGAGCAUACAUUAGCAGCCACAAAUGCAAAUUCGAAUCGAAAUGAACAUUGUUCAGUGAGGAUAAAAAGUGAGCUGGUAGAAGAAGAGAGCAAAUUGGACAUAUCAACCACGGACGCAGCAUGUCAAAUCAAAAACAAUAACAAUAAUGUCUUACAAUCAAAUGCGGACACCAAGUGUAGGGAGAAAUACGACAUCUCAACUGCGCCAAACGAUUCCCUGCACCAGCAAACCAACCAAGAAACCAAUGGAGAAAUGUUACCAGAAGAGACCGAAGUACCGAUCGACAAAGAUAACCCACUCAAGUGCACGGCGUGCGGUGAAGUAUUCCAGAAUCACUUCCAUUUAAAAACACACUACCAAAAUGUGCAUCUGAAAUUGCACCAUAAAUGCAACAUUGACGGCUGCAACGCUGCCUUUCCUUCGAAACGGAGCCGAGACCGCCACAGUUCCAAUUUGAAUUUACACCGAAAAUUGCUGUCAACGGGCGACAACCACCACCACGACUCUCUGCCCGAACAUAUGACAACGAAUAGUAAUAAGAGCUUCGACAGCGCUAACAACCCGAACUGCAGCGUAGCCAAUUCAAUUCAAGCUGAAUUUUUGGCUCGACUUUAUGCUGGUUCACACGGUUUACCUCCAUUGAACUUUGAUGCUCUGAAACAACAUUUACCGGCACCGGUUACACAUGCACAAAACUUUCCAGAGGCAACUUUUAUGACAGAUCCGCGACUUUUACUCAGUCAUCCAAGUAAUCCAUUGCUCUUCCCUGGCCUAACCGGGCUUCCAGGAUUCCCCCACUUAGCACCUCACUUAUUAGCUGCGCCAUUCAAUGGCCUUAAUCCAUUUUGUCGUCGGCCUUCAUCCGAGUCGCACUCGCCACACUCCACGCCACCACCUUCAAGUACGGUGCGUUCACCACACUGCUCCCCGCAUAGCAGCGGACAACAACCAUCUAAAACCUUGUCCGAACGAUCCUACCAAAAUUCACCGACGGAUUGCGACGCCAGCACAGGAUCACCGAGCGUCCCCGAAAAAAGCCUUGCGAAAGCGUCGACGGCAAGUGCUUCGCAUCUGCUUCCACCCCCACCACAAGGUCAGACGCCCGAUCGAAUAUCAUGACCAUAUGCCACACGCUUUGCAGAAAUGAUUUCUUACCGACAGUGAUCACUCGACUGACGACGUACAUCGGCCAGGCACACAGUCCGCUGAGCUGCAGUGCAGUAUACCAACGCCAGCUAAGUGGACAGACAUCAACAAUAAACUAGCUUACAGCGAGGAUAAAUAGCUCAAUAAUUUAUUUUACAAGCGUAAGAACACACACACACACAAUAACAUAAAUGCACAAGAGUAAAUUUUAAUUUAGCCAAUAGUGAGUAUUGAUGGUAGAUUCUAGGGUCCGGGGAAGAUGCACUCGCGCGUAUUUCGCCACAAGAGAUGGUGAAUUAUAGAAUCACGUAUUAAUCUAGCAAUAAGAAUUGAUCAAAACAAGUACACAACCACAUCCACACAAAUAUAUACAUAUGUAUAUAUACUGGUCCUAGAGUGGGGUUGAUUCAGUCUAAUGAAUAAAACAAAAAUCCUUCAAACACAGAUAUGUACGUACACGCAUACAUGUAUCGGUGCCAAAGAUUUCCUAACUUACCACAAAUUCCAACAAAAAAUUUAUUUCCACUUAUUCGAAAAAGCUUCAGAAAUUCUACUCAAUUUCAUAACUGCAAAAACUAGAAGAAUUUUGAUACCAGAAACCGUUGGCAACUGGGAAAAGUAGGCCUUCGAGGAAAUUGUAGGAAAUGGAACUGUUUCAUUACUCACCUACACACUGGCACAGAUACAAGUAUGUGC